CAGCGAGCGGUGUCAAGUAGUGUCAAUCCGAGUCGACGCUGUGGGGACGUUGUGGGGACACUGUGGGGACGUUGUGGGGACGUACCGCCCCUGGACCGCGCUUCCGUCACUGUGCCACCGCGAUGCCGUGAUGGGGCCGGGGCCGAGGCGCCCGAGGGACCCGGACCCGGAGGCCGACCCGGAGGACGACACGUGACGGGGACGGUGCCGGCGCCAUGCCGCGCCCUUCCCGCGAGUCGUACGGCGACCAGAAGCCUCCCUACUCGUACAUCUCGCUGACGGCCAUGGCCAUCUGGAGCUCGCCGGACAAGAUGCUGCCGCUGAGCGAGAUCUACCGCUUCAUCACGACGCGCUUCCCGUACUACCGGCGCAACACGCAGCGCUGGCAGAACUCGCUGCGCCACAACCUCAGCUUCAACGACUGCUUCAUCAAGGUGCCGCGCAGGCCCGACCGGCCCGGCAAGGGCGCCUACUGGACGCUGCACCCCAAGGCGCUCGACAUGUUCGAGAACGGCAGUUUCCUGCGGCGCCGGAAGCGCUUCAAGCUGCCCAAGGUGGACAAGGAGGCCCUGGAGCGUGAGCUGGCGGCGCUGCAGCACCAC
Thrips palmi is the source of this 602-nucleotide messenger RNA. Its product is annotated as fork head domain-containing protein FD4-like. The annotation marks the transcript as partial. Lineage: Eukaryota; Metazoa; Arthropoda; Insecta; Thysanoptera; Thripidae. Gene Ontology annotation, biological process: anatomical structure morphogenesis; regulation of transcription by RNA polymerase II; cell differentiation. The record is from RefSeq and is a predicted model, not a curated record. The transcript is spliced from 2 exons. Gene Ontology annotation, molecular function: DNA-binding transcription factor activity, RNA polymerase II-specific; RNA polymerase II cis-regulatory region sequence-specific DNA binding.